Molecule: messenger RNA, 1833 nt
Organism: Trichophyton benhamiae CBS 112371
Lineage: Eukaryota; Fungi; Ascomycota; Eurotiomycetes; Onygenales; Arthrodermataceae
Exons: 4
Coding region: 1-1833 (610 amino acids)
Biological process (GO): fatty-acyl-CoA biosynthetic process; fatty acid beta-oxidation using acyl-CoA dehydrogenase
Cellular component (GO): mitochondrial inner membrane
Molecular function (GO): glutaryl-CoA dehydrogenase activity; flavin adenine dinucleotide binding; fatty-acyl-CoA binding
Source: RefSeq, a predicted model, not a curated record
AUGAACGCUGCGCUGAGAAGAGGCACUCUGAGGGCUGCGCUGGGAGCCGCGAGACGGCCAGCAGACACCGCAGGCCCACGACGCAGCGCACACUCAGCAGCAGCGAGCUUCAGGUGGACAGACCCGCUGGACGCAGAGAGUCUCUACACGGCAGACGAGCUGGCUAUCCAGGACACGGCCCGGCGGUACUGCCAGGAGCAGCUGGCCCCGAGAGUCCUAGAGGCAUAUCGGAAUGAGGCCUACGACCCGGAGAUCCUGCGCGAGAUGGGCUCGCUGGGCCUGCUGGGCGCUACGAUCCAGGGCUACGGCUGCGCAGGCGUGUCGACGGUGGCCUCGGGCCUGAUCACCAAGGAAGUCGAGCGAGUCGACUCGGGCUUCCGCAGCGGCAUGUCCGUGCAGUCCAGCCUGAUCAUGACGGGCAUCCACGAGUUUGGAUCCGAGGAGCUGAAGCAGAGACUGCUCCCGCAGCUGGCCCAGGGCAAACUGCUGGGCUGCUUCGGCCUGACCGAGCCCAACCACGGCUCCGACCCAGGCAGCAUGGAGACCGUCGCCAGACCUCAUCCUACCAAGAAGGGAUUUUACAGUCUCUCUGGCACCAAGACCUGGAUCACCAACUCGCCCAUCUCAGACGCCUUUUUGGUCUGGGCCAAACUCGACGGCAAGAUACGCGGGUUUGUGGUCGAGCGAGACCAGUGUCCCGAGGGAACGCUCCGGACGCCUGCUAUCAAGAACAAGACUGCCCUGCGAGCUUCGAUCACAGGCAUGAUCCAGAUGGACAACUGUCCUGUCCCCGAGACUAACAUGUUUCCCGAAGUAACGGGGCUGGUGGGACCGUUUACCUGUCUGAACAGCGCCAGGCUGGGCAUCGCGUUUGGCACGAUGGGGGCGCUGGAGGAUUGUAUUAGCCGAGCACGAGAGUAUGCGCUGGAGAGGAAGCAGUUCAAGGGCAACCCGCUGGCCAAGUACCAGCUGGUGCAGAAGAAGCUGGCGGACGCUGCUACGGAUGCGGCGUAUGGCACGCUGGCGGCGGUGCAGGUGGCCCGGCUGAAGGACGAGGGCAAGGCUGUGCCGGAGAUGAUAUCCAUGAUCAAGCGGCAGAACUGUGACCGGGCCCUGGCUGGCUCGCGGACGCUGCAGGAGAUCUUUGGCGGCAAUGCUGCGAGUGACGAGUAUCAUAUUGGCAGACAUGUAGCCAACCUGUUCGUCACCCAGACCUACGAAGGCCAGAGUGAUAUCCAUAUCCAUCCAUAUCCAUAUCCAUAUCCAUAUACAUAUACAUACAUAUACAUAUACAUAGACAGCACUCUACCACAUCCACUUCUACAUCCACAUCCACGUCCACCAUCUUCUACCAACCGUCUACUACCUUCAUCUACUCCAUCUCUCUUCUCUUCUACUAUCUUCUUCUAUCAUCUUCUUCUCUUCUCUUCUCUACUCUACCCCUAUCCCUACUCCAUCUUGCUUCUCCCGCAGGUAUAUAAAGGCCUCUCCUUGCUGUCUGCCUCGCUGCCAGGCUGCUUCUCCCUCUCCCUCUCUCCUCGUUCGUCCUCUGCUGGCUGCAAGAAGAGGGAAAACACGCUUGUCUCGGAACCAGCUAACACCCAACCCCGCCAUAGCCACCGAAGAGAGAAAAAACUCACCACCGCCGGAACGCACACGACCACGACCACCCCAGGUCUCGCUCGCUCCUCUCCCUCAGACACUUCACCUUCAGACAGCCGUCAUGGCCCUCAAGCGCAUCAACAAGGAACUCACAGACUUGGGACGGUCAGCCUCUCCUUACCCCCCAUCCGCUUCCUUGCUUCCCCAGCCCCCGUGGAGUCCGGCGUCUAG